CUUUUAACAUUAUAUACAAAGAAGUACUAUACAUUAAAAAUUCCUUUUCUUUGGGGAAUUUUAACUUUAAACGUAGUAUACACCAAGUUCUGUUCUUACAUACAAAAAAUAAAUUUUUUUCACAUCCUCAUGGGCAUACAAUAUCAUUUAUCACGCUUCUACGUAAUUAUACGCAGUACUGCUCACGGAUGAACUGGCAUAUAGUAAAUUAUUCCUAUACUUUUUAAUUUAAAUAUAAAUAGUUGUUUUGUAUAAUGUGUUUAGUAAACCUAAGAAUCUAUCUAUAUAUCAUCAAUUUUAAAACGAGUUAAAAAAUAUUUUUUUAUUAUCUCUACCACUUAUCUACGUAGCUUGUCCUUCGGUCAAUAAUUUGAUCGCAAGUAGCUGGUAGGAGGGGUAUAAUAAUAUUAACAUCGAUGGUAUACCAGCAUCACGAUAUAGUAUAGUAUGGAUUAUAGAUGACCCGAUUAAUAUUGUGUUGUCUAGUAUUAUAAAGUUGUGUUAGUACAGAUAUUGUCAGUGUUUAACAUAGUUAUAUUAUAAUAUUAUCACAGUAUAUUUUUCUAUACCCACACGUUAGAAAAAGUGCGAUUCAGCUCACAAAUUGGAAAUGAAAGUGACGUAUUCCUGGAUAAUAUAUUCAUGUUUAGUUUUCGGAUCCGGAAUUUUGUGUGACAGAAAACUCAAAAGACGACAAGCUGUAUCUUGCUCAGUGAACACGGAUGAUAAGUUUUAUUGUACAAAUGGACUGUGUAUCGAAUGGUCGUGGGUUUGUGAUGGGCGUAAGGAUUGUUCAGAUGGUUUAGACGAGACCAACGAGUUGUGUGCUCUAUACGAAUAUGGAACAAAUAUGACCACAGGUUGUGGUAGACCAGUUGACAAAAACUCUGUAUUGAUCGACGAUGAUAAAAAAGGACUUAUUAGAGAAGUACCUUGGAGUGUUGGAAUAUAUAAUUAUUUAAGAGCAUCAACAUAUCCUUUAGCUGGUUACCAAUUUUGCGAAGGAUCAAUUAUUGCUCCAAAUGUAGUCAUUUCUGUGGCUCAAUGUUUUUCUAAUGAAACAGGAUUUUUAUCUCAUAAAAUAUCAGUAAAAAAAGGUCGAUUAAGAAUUGCCGUCGGAAAAUAUGAUACAAGUACUACAAUAAUUAUUAAUAAUAAUCCAUUUUUGACUCAAAAACUAAUUGACAGUGAUAAUCAAUUAAUGACUCAAAUAAUAAAAGUGGAUACAAUUUACGUGAACGAAGUUUAUAAUGGAGAAGACGGGUUUUAUGGUGAGAAUAUAGCUGUUAUUGUGUUAGAAAACAAAAUUUCGUUUAGCAAUGAUGUUGCACCUGUUUGUAUCGAUUGGAUUGGUAAAUAUAAGGUGCACAAUGGAGAUAUAGGAAAGAUUUCCGUUUGGAGAAAAGAGGAAAAUGGGAAUAAUUCUGUUAAAUUUGAAACAUUUCUUCCAUUCAUCGAACCUAGUAAUUGUCGAAAAAAAAAUUUCAACCAAAAAUCAACAAUUUGUGUAUUUUGAUAAGUUUUGUACAACUUAUACAAUGGAACAAGGAGCAGGUUAUGAUAAUGCAGGAGCAGGCAUAAGUUUUUUACACUCAAAUUCUUAUUUUUUAACCGGGGUAUUGACUUUCAUGGAUGAUCCCAAAGACGGUAUAUUUU
This is a messenger RNA of Acyrthosiphon pisum (pea aphid), 1656 nucleotides long. Its product is annotated as suppressor of tumorigenicity 14 protein homolog. Bases 611 to 1516 code for a protein of 301 amino acids. The transcript is spliced from 9 exons. Lineage: Eukaryota; Metazoa; Arthropoda; Insecta; Hemiptera; Aphididae. Gene Ontology annotation, biological process: proteolysis. Gene Ontology annotation, molecular function: serine-type endopeptidase activity; protein binding. The record is from RefSeq and is a predicted model, not a curated record.